Messenger RNA from Diachasmimorpha longicaudata, 4235 nucleotides. It is a transcript of the gene Sarm, whose product is annotated as Sterile alpha and Armadillo motif. The transcript has 10 exons. Gene Ontology annotation, cellular component: dendrite. Gene Ontology annotation, biological process: signal transduction; negative regulation of MyD88-independent toll-like receptor signaling pathway; response to axon injury. The record is from RefSeq and is a predicted model, not a curated record. The coding region runs from base 821 to 4063 and encodes 1080 amino acids. Gene Ontology annotation, molecular function: NAD+ nucleosidase activity; signaling adaptor activity; protein binding. NCBI's taxonomy places the organism in Eukaryota, Metazoa, Arthropoda, Insecta, Hymenoptera, Braconidae.
AAACCAAAAAUAUUGGAAAAAACCGAAAAAUAAAAAAUAAAAAUCCAAUUUUCGAAAUUAUAAAUAAUCAUUCAACACAAUCGUUUCCAUUCACGUUUUUUCCCCCUAUCCCCCUCCCAAAAAUCAUCCCCAGUAAUUUUAAUGUGCGCAGAAUGUUCUCCAUUUAUUUGGGACCCACUCGGUAAGGCUCACACCUUGACGCGAAGCUACACCAAUUUUCGAGAUUUUUUUAAAUUCAUCAUGAUAAUGACUUCGCACUUCCCCCACUCCUCCGCACCCCACCUAUUACCUAAUACUAACUUGCGUAUCUCACCGCCACGUGGAGUGAGGCGCGCGCAUCGCCCCACAGUCGAAAAAAAAAAUAAAAAUAAGAUAAAAAGAGCGAGUAAACGACGACGAAACACGCGCCCAGUGUUUUCAGUGCGGCUUUGGAAGUCGGAUUGAUUUUAUCGCGUUAUUAACCAAUACACAGCCAUUCACGCAACAAAUUCGCGUGUCUUCACGGUGAGAUGUGAAACCUAACCUCACAACGAGGACAAUGAUUUUUUUAUUAUACGAAAAAUCACGUUUUUUGCGACUGCGGGGAAAAACGCUUUGGACUUAGAGAGUCGUUUCGAGGGCAUGCGGGGGAUCCCGGACGCAUAAAGGGACCCGGGGACGGCAUCCGGAUGUGUGUCAAGGUCUCAUGGGGACGGAGGCAUUGGACAGUGACAGUUGGAAAUUGAAAAAAAAUUUUUUUUUUUUAUUUUUGGGGCUCCGAGGACCGGAAAAAUUUGCGGCCGAGGGGCGGAGGGGGUAAAAAAUUAUCCCCCACGAGCCUAUGAUGUCAGAAUUUCCCGCUGAUACGGAGAACGGGGAUAUGCAGGCCGUUAUGGAGAAUUUUCAGAAGAAAAAUAAUUUGGUCAGUGGGAGGUCGCAUCACCUUCCGCAAGUCACCAGUUCUUCACAGUUGCUGAAUCAGAGUCAGAGUAGCAGUAGCACAAGCAGUACAACAACAAGCAGUAGAGUGGCUAAAUCCUCCCAGAGGAUUUUAACAUCAUCAUCUUCGAGUGAAAUGAAAGCAAGCUCCAUGAAGAGUGAUCUCACUGAACUCAAGAGAGGAAUUUCGGAAAUGAAAAAUAUUUCUACUAAGUUUUCAAGGCUGAGGAAUAGUAUGGAGAAUCUUGUGGACAGAGAAGGCAGUGUCACCGAGGAGGAUGACUUGCCGGAGCCCCUGGUGACAUUUCCAGACCCGGACACACCCCCACCAGUCUCCGGGCCAGGAACCCUGACAGUCGGCUCACCCACACAACUCGGGACAUUGAAUCCCCUGAACAAUCUCCACAGCAUAACACCGACGAUAAACAUGUCAACAAUCGGUCUGACCGGUGGCCAGGAGACCAUGAAAUUCGAACAGAAGAAGAUGACGAGUGCAUCCAAGACCAAGGUUGUAACUGAUGGAUUUAGUGCAGAAAAGGCAACAGCCAACAGUGCAGAGAUGCGUGCACUGCAGGCUGGUGAUGUUUCCUAUAAAGAGGAGAGUGCAGCGACUGCUGCACACGCACGAGUCGAGGUAGAUGGAGUUUCAGCGGAGAAAAGCGUAGCUGCAGCACGAGAGCAGAGGAGUCUAAAAACUGGUGAUUUAUCUCAUCAAGAGAGCAAUAAUGUCGCGGCAACGAGCAUGAAACUACAAAGUGACUCUUUCAGUUCAGAAAAGCUCCCCAAAUUGCAGAAAGCGAUGGCAGCCCAACAGCAGCGUCAAACAGUGACAUCGUCCGGUAUUUACAACCACGAGAAACACAUGGCAUCGUCCUCGCAGUCCUCAGUAACGAUCGCCAAAGGCGUCACCUCAAAAUCCUCGAUGUUAACCGCAGCAAGUGCUGUCAAUCAACUGAUGAACGGCAAGCGUCCACAGGAAGAGGAUCUUCUGAACCUUCCCCUGGACGAUCUUGACCACCUCUGCUCGUCCUCAAAGCAGUCCGACGUGGACCGUGCCCGGGCCAAAUACUCUGGCUUCCUGGACCACUUUGUGGACCGUCUCAAUUCCCUUGAAAACUCCAAAUCCCCGACUGCCCCUCUCCUUCUGAACCGGGUCAACGACAUAAUCCGCAAGGCGUGGGCGGUACCGACCCACGGCCAUGAUCUGGGCUACACGCUCUGCAACACCCUCCGCACACGAGGUCUCCUAGACCUCCUCGUGACAAACUGCAUGGCAACGGACGAAGAACUCCAAUUUUCCUCGGCUCGUCUUCUCGAGCAAUGUCUUACCACCGAAAAUCGCGCUCAUGUUGUUGAUCACGGCCUCGAGAAGGUGGUGAACGGUGCAUGUGUAUGCAUAAAGAACACAAACAGCGUCGAUCAUUCGCGUGUUGGCACUGGUAUCCUUGAGCACCUCUUCAAGCACUCGGAGGUCACCUGCAGCGAUGUCAUUCGCCUCGGGGGACUCGAUUCCGUUCUCUUCGAGUGCCGAAAGAACGACGUUGAAACACUCCGUCAUGUUGCUGGUGCACUGGCCAACCUCUCCCUGUAUGGUGGUGCAGAGAACCAGGAACAGAUGAUAAAGAGGAAGGUGCCGGUCUGGCUGUUCCCUCUGGCAUUCCACAACGACGACAACAUCAAGUACUACGCCUGCCUCGCGAUCUCAGUACUCGUUGCCAACAAAGAGAUUGAGGCAGCGGUUGAGAAGAGUGGAACGUUGAACCUCGUCGAGCCCUUCGUCACCUCUCACAAUCCUUACGAAUUCGCUAAGUCGAAUCUUGCUCAUGCACACGGCCAGUCCAAGAACUGGCUGGAGCGUCUCGUUCCUGUUUUAUCAUCUAAGAGGGAGGAGGCCCGGGCACUUGCAGCAUUUCACUUCUGCAUGGAAGCGGGGAUAAAACAGCAGCAGGGAAACGAGGAGAUCUUCAAGGAGAUCGGGGCAAUUGAACCCCUGAAAAAAGUCGCCAGCUGUCCAAAUGCAGUCGCCUCGAAGUACGCAGCACAAGCGUUGAGGCUCAUCGGUGAAGAAAUUCCGCACAAGUUGAGUCAGCAGGUGCCAUUAUGGAGUACCGAAGACGUGAGGGAGUGGGUGAAGCAAAUUGGCUUCAGCGAGUACGCGGAGAACUUCGUGGACAGUCGGGUUGAUGGGGAUCUACUUCUUCAGCUGACUGAGGAGAACCUCAAGGAGGACAUCGGCCUGACCAAUGGAAUCAGACGGAGAAGAUUCACUCGCGAACUGCAGAACCUGAAACGAAUGGCGGAUUACAGCAGUCGUGAUAAUGGCGAUCUCAAUUCACUUCUCCAGUGCAUUGGCAAUGAAUUCUCUAUUUACACUUAUGGCAUGCUCAAUGCUGGUGUUGACAGGGAUAACAUCAGGGUCAUCAGCGAGGAUCAGCUUCUCAUCGAGUGCGGCAUAACCAACAGUAUUCAUAGGCUUAGGAUUAUGGACGCUAUUAAAAAUAGCCAGCAGAAUCAGCUGAAUUCCUGCGAGGAUCAGAGUCCUGAUAAGAGUUUGGAUGUCUUUGUGAGUUAUCGACGGAGUAAUGGCUCACAACUAGCUAGUUUAUUGAAGGUUCAUCUCCAGUUGAGGGGAUUCUCGGUGUUCAUUGAUGUCGAGAGGCUGGAGGCAGGCAAGUUUGAUAACAACUUGUUGCAGAGUAUUAGACAAGCCAAACACUUCUUACUGGUGCUAACGCCGAAGGCCUUGGAUCGCUGCAGUCGCGAUAACGAGUGCAAGGAUUGGGUACACCGGGAGAUUGUUGCGGCGCUGCAGUCGCAAUGCAACAUCAUUCCGAUAAUCGAUAAUUUCCAAUGGCCCGAACCCGAGGAGCUUCCCGAGGACAUGAGACAGGUCUGUCACUUCAAUGGAGUCCGCUGGAUCCAUGAUUAUCAAGACGCAUGCGUAGACAAAUUGGAAAGGUUUUUGCGAGGUGAGCUUCCAGCAGGUGCAUCCCUACCUGGUGUCCCUAGGGGAAUGGUAUCCAAGGAGGUGACAGCUCCAAGCACACCAGGGAGUACCACCAUGAGACAUCCACCUAGUUACCAGAGAAUGCACAGCAAUGAGAGCCGUGGAAGUGACAAAGACUCCUCGGGUGGACGAGAUUGACUAGAAGGCCCCCCCACAGCUAUUCCAAAUCGACUGAGAAAGACUUCGAGUCCUAGCUGGUUGAUGAGCAUUCCGCCAACAUCACCCCGUCUAAAAUUUAUUCACACGCAUCCUGGGAGGGAUCCAAUUCCCCAACGGCCACCUAGGCAUCCCCCAACACCCGCAAAUCGAU